AUGACUCGCGCACAGCAAACGAUCUCCUUGGGUCUCUUGGUCGCUUCUCUAUACACGGUCGCAUUGCUCGGACUCAUUCCCCUACCACAUCUCAUUCAGUCGGAGAUAAUACCAUACCUGCCUGUCUGGGCCCUGGUCUCCUUCGGCGCAUACCUCUUGUUCAAGCUAGGAUUUGGCGUCCUUACGUUCAACGAUGUUCCGGAAGCACAUGAAGAGCUGAUGCGGGAGAUUGACGAGGCACGGGCAGAUCUCAAGAAGAAGGGAGUGAGUGUCGAUUGA
This is a messenger RNA of Ramularia collo-cygni, 279 nucleotides long. RefSeq names its product related to dolichol-phosphate mannosyltransferase subunit 3. The transcript has 3 exons. Gene Ontology annotation, biological process: GPI anchor biosynthetic process. Gene Ontology annotation, cellular component: endoplasmic reticulum membrane; dolichol-phosphate-mannose synthase complex. The record is from RefSeq and is a predicted model, not a curated record. Lineage: Eukaryota; Fungi; Ascomycota; Dothideomycetes; Mycosphaerellales; Mycosphaerellaceae. The coding region runs from base 1 to 279 and encodes 92 amino acids.